GAGAGGUCUUCGUAGGCACGAUAAGAGGAACGUCUGCCAUACGUGCACACACACACAUCUCCUAUUCUUGUCAUGCAUGCGUGUGACACGGGCUGAACGAGAGGGCACAGGUCAUACCUGACUGCUGCCACUCUGGAACCGAAUCCUCCUUUUCCUCUGCAACACUCGAUCCGGAGCCGCCGACCCGACCACCUCUGCCAGAACUCGCCUCUCGAGAUCACACCCCUGAUAGUCUUUUCGCAUAUCUCCAGAUAGAUUAAUUCUUCUGAAAAAGAUGGGCUCGACAGUCUCUACAGCAAAGACCCUCAUCGUCCCGGCGAUAACAGCCCUGCUUGUCUUCCUCCUCGCGACCUAUAUCCUCCUGCCCCUCUGGCAGCGCUAUCGGUCCAGCCGGUACGGCGCGUAUCUGCCGCUCGAGUCCAUCUCCUCGGGGACGAUAUCGCUGCGGUACCGAGUACAAAACGCCAUCACGCGGUGGAUCGUGCCCUCGACAUGGCGCGAGAGGAUACAGGACCGGCUGGUGGUAGCUGUUGGCACGGGGUCGGACAACGGAUACAACUCUGACGAGGGCGAGGAGCUGGACGAGGUGCCCGAGGACGAAGACAUGCGCGCACGGCUGGAGAGGGAGGCAAGGCGGAGCAGGAGUAGCGGGCGGCCGGAUCUGGAGAGGAGACUAAGCAGAGACUUAGAAGAGGGCUUCAGGGAUGACAGCGAUGAUGAGGCGGAAUCUCCGGCCCGAACGAGGUAGACGUUUCUUUGGACACUUCUGGUAGUGCUGGUUUUAGGUUGGACAGACUAUAAUACAAAACAAAACUUGAUUGUA
This is a messenger RNA of Cryphonectria parasitica EP155, 823 nucleotides long. RefSeq lists its product as uncharacterized. NCBI's taxonomy places the organism in Eukaryota, Fungi, Ascomycota, Sordariomycetes, Diaporthales, Cryphonectriaceae. The coding region runs from base 275 to 748 and encodes 157 amino acids. The record is from RefSeq and is a predicted model, not a curated record. The transcript is spliced from 3 exons.